GAGAAAGGAAAGAAGGAGUUUGGAAGGCUUAUAAAUCGGUGACGGUUUCGGUUUGCUUUUCUCUCUCAUUCGCUCUAUCUCAUACAUCAGCGAUCUUCACGUGCCUCUCUCUCUCCGUUUUCUCUCUUCUCUUUUUCCGUUUCUGUUCUCUUUUUCUCUUUGUUUACCUCUGAGAUUUUUGUUUGUUUCUGGGAAAGUUCGUCGGCUGUUUUGUUUUAUCUGAGUCUUCUUUGACGGUGGGUGGUGGUUAUUUAUACAAGACUCUCUUCAGGCACUCUCAUUUGUGUUUACACUGGGAGAUUCAGAAACGAAUAGAGAAAGAGAAAAGAGAGAGAAAUGGAGGGAGAGAAGCAAGGUGGUUCAUCAUCCUCAUCAUCGUCUUUCACUUCUGACCUUUUUGGUUCAAAGGAUUCCCCUAAUUCAUUAUCUUCGGGGAUUUUCGGGUCAAUCUUUCCUCCUCCUUCCAAGGUGUUGGGGAGGGAGUCUUUGAGGUCCGAGGCAGUUGAGAAAAAGCAAGACUCUGCAUAUCAUGACUGGAACACCAAGUCUGGAGCUCCAGACACUAUCCCUCGGAGCAAUGAAGGUGAAAGUCAGAGCAUGCCAAAUAAGGACUCGAGUUUGUUCUAUCAGGACGAAAAAGUACAGCCAUGUCAUCUCAGCUCGUCAAUAUACUAUGGUGGCCAAGAUGUCUAUUCUCGGCCACAAAAUACUCAGAAACCUGGGUACUCAAAUUUAAAUAAAGACAAAGGAGAAGAUGACUCUGGCAGUGCUUCAAGAGGAAACUGGUGGCAAGGUUCUCUCUAUUACUAAGAGCUCACCAACCAUGGCAUGUGAAUUUUCCAUAUAUUUAUCCAGGUAU
This is a messenger RNA of Ilex paraguariensis (yerba mate), 859 nucleotides long. NCBI's taxonomy places the organism in Eukaryota, Viridiplantae, Streptophyta, Magnoliopsida, Aquifoliales, Aquifoliaceae. The record is from the annotation of a GenBank genome assembly.